CAAGGACCUGUACAAGGAGGACAUGAUGGAGGAGCACCAGCCUCUUAUAUCACAAGAAAGUCCCAGUAUGAAAUGUGAAAAUGUCAUGUUACCACUAGAUGAAGAUAUCAUGCAGCGCUCUUCAGGAGAAAACCUCAUUACCCUUAAUGUACAUCCAGGUCUUCACAGUACAGAUCUGUCAUAUAAUCCUCCUAAUUAUGAGGAACCUUCUCCUGACCGAUCACAGAUUGUUACCACAAGUACAAGUCAGAAAAGGAUUAAAAGGUUUCAUUGUGAUAAAGAAUCCACAAACAGCUCAGGACUUCCUACACACCGAAGACGUCACAAAGGAGAGAAAAUGUAUUCAUGUUCAGAAUGUGGGAAAUGUUUCACACAGAAAUCAAAUCUUGUUACACAUGAGAGAUAUCACACAGGAGAGAAACCAUAUUCAUGUUCAGAAUGUGGGAAAUGUUUUACACAGAAAUCACAUCUUGUUACACAUCAGAGAUGUCACACAGGAGAGAAAGCAUAUACAUGUUCAGAAUGUGGGAAAUGUUUUAGAGACAAAUCACAUCUUGUUAAACAUGAGAAAAUUCACACUGGGGAAAAGCCAUAUUCAUGUUCAGAAUGUAGGAAAUGUUUUGCUCAAAAAUCAAAUCUAGUUAAACAUGAGAAAAUUCACACUGGGGAAAAGCCGUAUUCAUGUUCAGAAUGUGGAAAAUGUUUCAUAUGGAAAUCAAUUCUUGUUAAACAUCAGAUAUGUCACACAGGAGAGAAGCUAUAUUCAUGUUCAGAAUGUGGGAAAUGUUUUACACAGAAAUCCAAUCUUGUUACACAUGAGAGAAGUCACACAGGAGAGAAAUCCCAUAUAUGUUCAGAAUGUGGGAAAUGUUUUACAGAGAAAUCAAAUCUUGUUAAACAUGAGAGAAUUCACACUGGGGAAAAGCCGUAUUCAUGUUCAGAAUGUGGGAAAUGUUUUACAGAGAAAUCAAAUCUUGUUAAACAUGAGAGAAUUCACACUGGGGAAAAGCCGUAUUCAUGUUCAGAAUGUGAGAAAUGUUUUACAGAUAAAUCAGAUCUUGUUAAACAUAAAAGACGCCACACAGGAGAGAAGCCAUAUUCAUGUUCAGAAUGUGGGAAAUGUUUUACAGAUAAAUCAGAUCUUGUUAAACAUGAGAGAUGUCACACAGGAGAGAAGCCGUAUUUGUGUUUAGAAUGUGGGAAACUUUUUUCAGAUAAAUCAAGUCUUCUAAAACAUGAGAGAAGUCACACAGGAGAGAAGCUAUAUUCGUGUUCAGAAUGUGGGAAAUGUUUUACACAGAAAUCAAAUCUUGUUACACAUCAGAGAUGUCACACAGGAGAGAAAUCAUAUACAUGUUCAGAAUGUGGGAAAUGUUUUAGACACAAAUCACAUCUUGUUAAACAUGAGAUAAUUCACACUGGGGAAAAGCCAUAUUCAUGUUCAGAAUGUGGGAAAUGUUUCACACGCAAAUCAAAUCUUGUUACACAUGAGAGAAGUCACACAGGAGAGAAAUCAUAUACAUGUUCAGAAUGUGGGAAAUGUUUUACAGAUAAAUCAAAUCUUGUUAAACAUGAGAGAAUUCACACUGGGGAAAAGCCGUAUUCAUAUUCAGAAUGUGGUAAAUGUUUUACAGAAAAAUCUAAUCUUGUUAAACAUGAGAGAAUUCACACUGGGGAAAAGCCGUAUUCAUGUUCAGAAUGUGGGAAAUGUUUUACAGAGAAACCACAUCUUUUUAGACAUGAGAGAAGACACACAGGAGUGAAACCAUAUUCAUGUUCAGAAUGUGGGAAAUGUUUUACAGAUAAAUCAGAUCUUGUUAAACAUGAGAGAUAUCACACAGGAGAGAAGCCAUAUUCAUGUUCAGAAUGUAGGAAAUGUUUUACACAGAAAUCAAAUCUUGUUAAACACCAGAGAUUUCAUACAGGAGAGAAACCGUAUUCAUGUUCCGAAUGUGGGAAAUGUUUUACAGAUAAAUCAGAUCUUGUUAAACAUGAGAGAUGUCACACAGGAGAGAAGCCAUAUUCGUGCAAUAAAUGUGGGAAAUGUUUCACACAGAAAUCAAAUCUUGUUACACAUGAGAAAAGUCACACAGGAGAGAAACCAUAUUCAUGUUCAGAAUGUGGGAAAUGUUUUACACAGAAAUCACAUCUUGUUACACAUCAGAGAUGUCACACAGGAGAGAAAGCAUAUACAUGUUCAGAAUGUGGGAAAUGUUUUAGAGACAAAUCACAUCUUGUUAAACAUGAGAAAAUUCACACUGGGGAAAAGCCAUAUUCAUGUUCAGAAUGUAGGAAAUGUUUUGCUCAAAAAUCAAAUCUAGUUAAACAUGAGAAAAUUCACACUGGGGAAAAGCCGUAUUCAUGUUCAGAAUGUGGAAAAUGUUUCAUAUGGAAAUCAAUUCUUGUUAAACAUCAGAUAUGUCACACAGGAGAGAAGCUAUAUUCAUGUUCAGAAUGUGGGAAAUGUUUUACACAGAAAUCCAAUCUUGUUACACAUGAGAGAAGUCACACAGGAGAGAAAUCCCAUAUAUGUUCAGAAUGUGGGAAAUGUUUUACAGAGAAAUCAAAUCUUGUUAAACAUGAGAGAAUUCACACUGGGGAAAAGCCGUAUUCAUGUUCAGAAUGUGGGAAAUGUUUUACAGAGAAAUCAAAUCUUGUUAAACAUGAGAGAAUUCACACUGGGGAAAAGCCGUAUUCAUGUUCAGAAUGUGAGAAAUGUUUUACAGAUAAAUCAGAUCUUGUUAAACAUAAAAGACGCCACACAGGAGUGAAACCAUAUUCAUGUUCAGAAUGUGGGAAAUGUUUUACAGAUAAAUCAGAUCUUGUUAAACAUGAGAGAUGUCACACAGGAGAGAAGCCGUAUUUGUGUGGGGAAUGUGGGAAAUGUUUCACACGGAAAUCACAUCUUGUUAUUCAUGAGAGAAGUCACACAGGAGAGAAGCUAUAUUCGUGUUCAGAAUGUGGGAAAUGUUUUACACAGAAAUCAAAUCUUGUUACACAUCAGAGAUGUCACACAGGAGAGAAAGCAUAUACAUGUUCAGAAUGUGGGAAAUGUUUUAGACACAAAUCACAUCUUGUUAAACAUGAGAAAAUUCACACUGGGGAAAAGCCAUAUUCAUGUUCAGAAUGUAGGAAAUGUUUUGCACAGAAAUCAAAUCUUGUUAAACAUGAGAAAAUUCACACUGGGGAAAAGCCGUAUUCAUGUUCAGAAUGUGGGAAAUGUUUCACACGCAAAUCACAUCUUUUUAGACACGAGAGAUGUCACGCAGGAGAGAAACCAUAUUCAUGUUCAGAAUGUGAGAAAUGUUUCACACUAAAAUCAAAUCUUGUUACACAUGAGAGAUGUCACACAGGAGAGAAAUCAUAUAUAUGUUCAGAAUGUGGGAAAUGUUUUACAGAGAAAUCAAAUCUUGUUAAACAUGAGAGAAUUCACACUGGGGAAAAGCCGUAUUCAUGUUCAGAAUGUGGGAAAUGUUUUACAGAGAAGUCAAAUCUUGUUAAACAUGAGAGAAUUCACACUGGGGAAAAGCCAUAUUCAUGUUCAGAAUGUGGGAAAUGUUUUACAGAGAAACCACAUCUUGUUAGACAUGAGAGAAGACACACAGGAGAGAAACCAUAUUCAUGUUCAGAAUGUGGGAAAUGUUUUACAGAUAAAUCAGAUCUUGUUAAACAUGAAAGACGCCACACAGGAGAGAAGCCAUAUUCGUGUUUAGAAUGUGGGAAACUUUUUUCAGAUAAAUCGAGUCUUCUAAAACAUAAGAAGAAUCACACAUGAGAGAAGCUGCAUUCAGAAUGAGAAUUUUUUUUUUGUUUCUAAAGCCAUAAUUAGGGGUCAUUAGUGAAGUCACACAAGAGAGAAGCCAUAUGGCCAAAAUAUAAGGAAACAAUAUAUCACUGGGUCAUAGACAUGGUUUUCAUUUCAGGUUGUAUAUUUGGAUAUAAAAGCUUAAUUGAUGUCACAUAACGGCUUCUAUAAAACAUCUGAUAAAUCCUGUUUAGGAAGACAUAUAUUCUGUUCAUGACUUAUAUUUUAAUCCUUACAGUUAACCCUUUCAGCCCCGGAGGGUUUUUUGCAUUUUCAUUUUUUACUCCCUGC
Molecule: messenger RNA, 4096 nt
Organism: Bufo bufo (common toad)
Lineage: Eukaryota; Metazoa; Chordata; Amphibia; Anura; Bufonidae
Product: zinc finger protein 850-like
Exons: 7
Coding region: 23-3775 (1250 amino acids)
Source: RefSeq, a predicted model, not a curated record